Messenger RNA from Drosophila guanche, 2016 nucleotides. It is a transcript of the gene Teh2, whose product is annotated as protein tipE. The record is from RefSeq and is a predicted model, not a curated record. Gene Ontology annotation, molecular function: sodium channel regulator activity. Bases 36 to 965 code for a protein of 309 amino acids. Gene Ontology annotation, biological process: regulation of sodium ion transport. The transcript is spliced from 5 exons. NCBI's taxonomy places the organism in Eukaryota, Metazoa, Arthropoda, Insecta, Diptera, Drosophilidae.
CAACACACAACAACCACAAACCACAGAGAAUCAGAAUGAAGAAGAGCUCCACUCUGACAACGACAACGUCAAUGCCGACGAGUCCAACGCUCUCGGCACAGACACUAUCCGCCAGCAAGAUCAGCCUGAACAGCAAUAGCAGCAGAUCUGGCGGCUCGGUGGCGGGAUCGAUACGCUCCUCCUGCCAGUCACCGGUUAGGCCGGGCAGCGGCUGCGUGGACGCCAUCAAGGCGAAGCGCGAGGAGAUCGAAAUCGAUACACUACUCGAGAAGGCAAAGUUCUAUACCUCCGUGUGCCUUGGUACGACUGCCAUUUUGUCGGUGUUCACAUUCCUCUUCCUGAUACCCUUCGUAGUGGAUCCCGCCAUCUCAACGAUCAUUGCCGACUAUGAUCCAGUGCCUGUGACCUGCAUAGUAAUCGAUCAUAUCUAUGCGGAAGGCAUCAAGAACUGCAGCUGGAGCUCAUGUCGCGAGGGCUGCACCUCAUCACUCACCAAGUGCCAUCAGUUGUUUGUCAACUAUACGCGCAUUCCGUACAGCGACUGGGAGCGUAAUCCCCGGGACGUGGACACCGUCAACUGGGAUGUUAGCUAUACAAAGUUUCUGAUCAACUCCGAGGGCUGCGGGUAUCCGCCCACGACCAACUGCAGCGUAUUCGCCAGGCAGUAUGGCUUCUCUCAUAUUGGGGAGCCAUUCCCCUGCUACUACAGUCGUGCCUAUCCAGAGGUCGUUAUUGGCCGCUACUCGUGGGAGAACAAUCUGUACCAUUUGGUCCUGUCGCUGAUCAUACCGAAUGUGCUCUUUGCCAUCUCCAUCGGGGUGCUGAGCUACUGGUACUGCCCCUGCUGCGAGAAGGCCUGCAAUAAGUCAUCGCGGGUCUACGCCGAGAAGUUCCCAACCAAGGAAGAGAUCGUUAACUGCAUGAAAUGUAAUACGGAAAAAUCGUUGUCCUUGAAUGUGUUUUGAAAUAUGAGAUCUGAUCGUUGGUUCCCCCCCCCAAAAUGUAUCUAUUUGUGAUAGGUUAAGUGCGACGUUAAAUGCUGAAAUCAAAAGAGUAAUGUCUCUGGCACCACAGUUGUCGCUUGUCGUAGAGAUCCUAACCACCCGCAACAACAACAAAAAUAGCAAGAACAAGAGCAUCCUGAAUUUACCAAAAAAAAAGAAACCCAAAGCGAAUUAAUGUUACUCUGAAGUGUCCUUAGCAAUUAAUGCAUUUCCAUAAUGUUCCAAAUUGUAGACUUAGUCCUUAGCACCUCUCAAGGACACAUCUCUUUCAUACACACUCUGAGCACAUGAUAGGAAUUUCGUAUUCUCACUCAAAAGUACUUCGUACUCAAACAAUUUUUAUAGUCUGUAGCUUUAACUUUUACAAAACCAAAAAAAAUGAAUUUACAAGAGGUUUCUUUCAGGUUUACUCACACGUCCCCAACAUUUUCCUUUUUUUCUAUUUACUAAUCUUCUAAUAUAACAUAGUACAUACAUAUAUCUACAUAUAUAUACUCGUACUCGUAUACAUAUCGAAUGUUUCUCCUAUUUAAUUAAAACUGAUAUUACGCAUAAGAAGAGGGCAUGAGGCUAGGCCUUGGUUAUUUGCAUGCUUUUACUUUGAACCGCUUCUAAUUAUUACUUUCGAUUAUACUUAGUACCUACUCGUAUUCGUAUUGUAUGGCAUGAUCCCCGUAUAUAUACUCUUACUAUAUACAUAUAUAUAUUGCUUUUACUUUCACUAACUCUGACUCUAGAAUUGACUAAGCAACUUUGUUCCAACCCAAUAUAUUCCAAUUCUAGCAAACUUCUGUGUCACAGUGACGAAGAUGAUGAUAUGGAAUACUAGCAAAAAUACAAAUUAGCUAAAGCUAAAGCCCCUAAACAAAUAGCAAACUCAACUUUGUAGUCAGUAUCAGACACAAACAUAGCUUAUACUAUAUAGUUAUAAAAAACCAUAAAAUACAUAAUGAAACGAUCGAAAGAGAAUUACCAUUUGCCAUCUGCCAACUCACACAUCGGACGAUAAAUA